Drosophila santomea is the source of this 1515-nucleotide messenger RNA. RefSeq lists its product as uncharacterized. The transcript is spliced from 2 exons. Bases 1 to 1515 code for a protein of 504 amino acids. The record is from RefSeq and is a predicted model, not a curated record. Lineage: Eukaryota; Metazoa; Arthropoda; Insecta; Diptera; Drosophilidae.
AUGGUCUACAAUCUAUUGCGUGCCUUUAGGACGCCGCUUCUAUGUCUCUUGGCCUUCAUCGUUCUCUAUCUGCUCCACCAGUUUAUGGCAAAACUCCAAGGCUUGCAUGAGGCACAGGGAACUCCGCUGCCCAAGAAUGUUGUCCUUCGCCAUUCCGAAAGGGAUUCCAAAAGGAAGGAGAGCUCGGGAUCGCAGCAGGAAGCGAAUCAAGCGAAUCAAGCGAAUCUGGAGGUCCUGCUGCGUGGCAAAGAGGAGGAGCACUGGGUGGGGCAACCAACCGCCGACCAGUGUGCCCCAUAUCCGCGCUACGAAGACAUCGAGUUCCCGAAUCCCCACUUCCAGCUGACGCGGCACGGAAACCUGAGCUACUACCUCUAUGGGGCGCACUACGAUCGCAGGCCCAGGAUACCGGAGAUGGUGAUCCUCGGCAUGGUGACCACAUGCGGUGGUCCCUAUCCACCCGCCUAUUUGCAGAUGUGGUACGAUGGCGAGACUCGCGCCGAAACGGUGCCCGUGCACCAAAGCAAAUUCGGCUGGUACAAGGAGUGGGGUAAUUUAGAGGGUGUCGCUUAUCCCACAGUGCUGACGUUUCAGCUGAAAACCCAAAGGGUGCCACAGCUGGUGAGUCUGGUCUUCGAUCCGUGUGCGGUGCCCAGGAAUGCCUUCCAGGUGACGCCACCGCCGUCGGAGGAGCCACCAAAACCGCAGCGUCCCAAGCGAAUUGGCGUUUGUGUGAAGUAUCUCAAUUUUCCCGACGUCGACAUGAGCGAUCGAUUCGUGGAGUGGCUGGAGCUGAUGCGAUUGCUGGGCGCCAGCAAAGUGACUGCCUUCGAUAUUGGCCACCUGAUGGCCAACACCCGGCGUACCCUUGACCACUACAUGAGACCCGAGGAUGGAUUUUUGGAACUGCGGCCAUUCCGUUUUCCCAAUGAGAUCGACGAGCACGUGAACUUCCGUUUGAUGGUCAGUGAGGUGCUGCUCUACACCGACUGUUUGUAUCGCAGUUUGUACGAUUUCGAUUUUGUGGCCGUCGUGGAUGUGGAUGAGGUGAUAAUGCCACUGGGUGAGCAUCACAGUUGGCAGGAUUUACUGGGCUAUUUGCAGUCGCGGGAUGUGAAUAGCACUGCUCGCUCGAGCUAUUGCUUCCGCAAUGUGUACUACUCGCAGCACCUGUCCGUGGAGGAGAGCGUUCCGGAGCAGUUCUUUAUGCUGCGCCAUGUGAACCGGCAGGCGGAACAUUCGGACCCCAACUAUUCGGUCAAGUGCCUACACGACACCAGCUAUAUUACGGUGAUGCACAAUCACUUUCCCCUCCAAUGGAUGGACGCCGAGAGGCCGUACGAUGUGAGCACCGAUCUUGGCCAGAUGCAGCACUAUCGCGAUACGGAGAAUCUCAAUCUCAAGAUGGAACCGCCGCCCGUUAGGGAUGAUAAUAUCCGACGAUUCCAGCACCAGCUCAUCCACAACGCACGGGAAGUUCAUCGGCAGCUGGCGCAGAGUCUUGCAGCAUAUUGA